This is a messenger RNA of Trichechus manatus latirostris (Florida manatee), 4859 nucleotides long. It is a transcript of the gene CUL4A, whose product is annotated as cullin 4A. Gene Ontology annotation, molecular function: ubiquitin protein ligase binding. Gene Ontology annotation, cellular component: Cul4A-RING E3 ubiquitin ligase complex. The record is from RefSeq and is a predicted model, not a curated record. NCBI's taxonomy places the organism in Eukaryota, Metazoa, Chordata, Mammalia, Sirenia, Trichechidae. Gene Ontology annotation, biological process: protein ubiquitination; ubiquitin-dependent protein catabolic process; DNA damage response. The coding region runs from base 280 to 2568 and encodes 762 amino acids. The transcript has 20 exons.
GCUGACGAGGGACGAGCAGAGCGGCUCCCCUCCCUCCCCACACACUCCCCCGGAGCGCGCUCUCGGCGGACACUCCCGGGGCUCCCUCCGCUCCUCGCCCUGCCGGCGAGGCCUAGCUCAGCCCGGAGGGGGCCGAGGCACCGGGGCAGGGGCGGAGAAGGAGGCGGGGAGACCAGGAGGAGGAGGAAGCGCGGCCGGGCCGCGACUGGAGGCGGGAACAGGCCGACGGCGGGGGUGGGGCGGAGCGGCCGCCACCGGUUUGUUUUCUCGGCAGUAGACAUGGCAGACGAGACCCCCAAGAAGGGAAACUUUUCCGCCCUUGUCGGACACACCAAUGGCCUCACGAAACCUGCUUCCCUCGCAGCCGCCGCCGCCGUCACCACCAAACCCGGAGGCGGCAGCGGCUCCAAGAAAUUAGUGAUCAAAAAUUUCCGAGACAGACCUAAAUUGCCUGAUAAUUACACUCAGGAUACAUGGCACAAGCUUCACGAGGCAGUGAAAGCCAUACAGAGUAGUACCUCCAUUAAAUACAACCUCGAAGAGCUCUACCAGGCUGUUGAAAAUCUCUGUUCUCACAAAGUUUCCCCAACACUCUACAAACAGCUACGUCAGGUUUGUGAAGAUCAUGUUCAAGCACAAAUCCUUCAGUUUAGAGAAGACACACUAGAUAGUGUUUUAUUUUUAAAAAAGAUUAACACAUGCUGGCAGGAUCAUUGCAGACAAAUGAUCAUGAUUAGAAGUAUUUUCUUGUUUUUGGAUCGCACUUACAUACUUCAGAAUUCCAUGCUUCCUUCUAUAUGGGAUAUGGGAUUAGAACUAUUUAGAAACCAUAUAAUUAGUGAUAAAAUGGUUCAGAGUAAAACCAUUGAUGGUAUUCUUCUACUAAUUGAACGAGAGAGAAAUGGUGAAGCUGUGGACAGAAGUUUAUUGCGAAGUCUACUGAGUAUGCUCUCUGACCUUCAGGUAUAUAAAGAUUCAUUUGAACUGAAAUUUUUGGAAGAAACGAAUUGUUUAUAUGCUGCAGAAGGCCAAAGAUUAAUGCAAGAAAGAGAGGUUCCAGAAUAUCUUAACCAUGUAAGUAAACGUUUAGAAGAAGAAGGAGACCGAGUAAUCACGUAUUUAGACCACAGUACGCAGAAACCACUAAUUGCUUGUGUGGAAAAACAGCUAUUAGGAGAACAUUUAACAGCAAUUCUGCAGAAAGGGCUUGAUCACUUACUUGACGAGAACAGAGUACCUGAUCUCACACAGAUGUACCAGCUGUUCAGUCGGGUGAAAGGGGGUCAGCAGAUACUGCUGCAGCACUGGAGCGAAUACAUCAAGACUUUUGGAACAACAAUAGUUAUCAAUCCUGAAAAAGAUAAAGAUAUGGUACAAGACCUGCUAGAUUUUAAGGAUAAAGUGGACCACAUCAUAGAAGUGUGCUUUCAGAAAAAUGAAAAAUUUAUCAACUUGAUGAAGGAAUCCUUUGAAACGUUUAUCAACAAGCGACCAAAUAAGCCUGCAGAAUUGAUUGCAAAGCAUGUUGAUUCGAAGUUAAGAGCGGGCAAUAAAGAAGCAACAGACGAAGAACUAGAGAGAAUCCUUGACAAAAUUAUGAUAAUAUUCAGGUUUAUUCACGGUAAAGAUGUCUUUGAAGCAUUUUAUAAAAAAGAUUUGGCAAAGAGACUCCUUGUUGGGAAAAGUGCCUCAGUGGAUGCCGAAAAAUCUAUGUUGUCAAAACUGAAACACGAGUGUGGUGCUGCUUUUACCAGCAAGCUGGAAGGCAUGUUUAAGGACAUGGAACUUUCAAAGGACAUCAUGGUUCAUUUUAAGCAGUAUAUGCAGAAUCAGAGUGAUCCGGGCUCUAUAGAUCUGACAGUAAAUAUACUAACAAUGGGAUACUGGCCAACAUACACACCUAUGGAAGUACACUUAACUCCAGAAAUGAUUAAACUUCAGGAAGUAUUUAAGACGUUUUAUCUCGGAAAGCACAGUGGUCGAAAACUUCAGUGGCAAACUACUUUGGGGCAUGCUGUUUUAAAAGCAGAGUUUAGAGAAGGAAAGAAGGAGUUCCAAGUUUCCCUUUUCCAGACAUUAGUGCUUCUCAUGUUUAAUGAAGGGGAUGAAUUCAGUUUUGAAGAAAUAAAAAUGGCUACUGGUAUAGAGGAUAAUGAAUUACGAAGAACGUUACAGUCUUUGGCUUGUGGUAAAGCACGUGUACUGAUUAAAAGUCCGAAGGGAAAGGAUGUCGAAGAUGGAGACAAGUUCAUUUUUAAUGGAGAGUUCAAGCACAAGUUGUUUAGAAUAAAGAUCAAUCAAAUUCAGAUGAAAGAAACUGUUGAGGAACAAGUUAGCACCACGGAAAGAGUGUUUCAAGAUAGACAAUACCAGAUUGAUGCUGCUAUAGUAAGAAUAAUGAAGAUGAGAAAGACUCUUGGUCAUAAUCUUCUGGUUUCUGAACUGUAUAAUCAGCUGAAAUUUCCAGUAAAGCCUGGAGAUUUGAAAAAGAGAAUUGAAUCUCUUAUAGACAGAGACUAUAUGGAGAGAGAUAAAGACAAUCCCAAUCAGUACCACUACGUGGCAUAACGAAGUCAGCAGACUAUUUUCUUUUAGUAAAACACUAGAAUGUACCUUCAGAGCAAUGAAACACAUCUGUGCUGUUUCCCGGCCUUUCUGUGACUGAACCCGCUGUGGAUACUUGCGGAUUAGAAGGAAAGGAAAAGAUUCUGGGAUCAUCCUUCGAGAGGCUUAAGGACUUUCAAAUGGGAUAUGUUAUCUUUUUUCCCCUCCAGUUCUUCUUGUUCUUUUAGGCAUUUAAAAGAUUUCUGCUGCUCUGUGCAAAAUAAUUUUGAGAUUGAACAAGAAGAUAUUGGUUAAGAGAAGUUCCUUUGUAAGGUCUUACUCUUGUGUCAAAAGCUGAAAGUUUGGUUUUUUUGUGUGUGUGAUCAUGAAUGCACAAUUAAAAAGACCCUAAAUGCUGCAUUCUUUAGCUACAAAGACUACUUAGGUAUUCCUGAAGACAAGAUAUCUUAGUUGAUGAACACUUAGAUGGAAAACAGGAACCCUUCAUUGGUGAACAUUAGGAAGAAACAGCCAGUGCUAAAAAACGGCGGACCAGUUAUGCAACCUAAAUACUGGCAUCUAUUUGUUUCAUUUGUUUUCAGAUAAUUUUAAACUUUGAUGACUGAUUUUUUUAUAAAUCAGGUUUCCAGGUGAGAUCUCUGAUGUGCCAAGAGGACAUUGUUCGAUGUGUUUAAUAGAGACAUCAAUAUCUUUAUUUUACCUGAGUUAUUUGUGAAUUUUCUGUUUAAGGGUUUUGGGAGGUGAGUGUGUUUGUGUUUACCGUUCUAAGAUUGAGUCUAGCAGUGCCUGUUUUUUGCAUUAGGGUAACUGCUGUUUGAUUUUUUUUUUUUUAAUUGAAAUACUUGUAUUACUGCUAUAAUAAAGUUGGUUUUCUUUUUACAGUAUGCACAGGGACAGUAAUUGUUCUAUGUACUAUUACCACUGUAAAAGGUUUGGUAGGAGACUUUGAAGUCUUGAUAUUGUGAAGCAGAGGUUAUUUCGUCGAAAGAUUAAAAGGACGUUGUUGGUGUCUGGUUUCACGUUGAGUAUGUAUAAGUGAGGUUGAGCAGCAAAGCGAAAGUUCAGUAGUGGUGUUACUGUGGUAACUAUGAAAAAGAUGCUUUUGUGAUAACAUUUAAAAGUACUUCUUUAUAUUUUACAAAAUAGCAUGUUUCAUUUUGAUUAAAAACUACCAAAGGAAUUUUGAUCAUGGUAUAAGUGUUUAAAGCAAUAUUUUCUGGAAUAUACCAAGUUUAUAUAAUUUGAUUUUGUGUAAAUUUAUGAAAAGAUUCUCCCUUUUUGAAACAUGCGUGUUUAAAAUAUGACAUCUUAAGGGUUUCCAUAUUAAAAUCUUCACUCUUUAAGUAUCAUUAUUUCUAUAUUUGUAAAUUUUCAUUUAAGUUCUAUAAUAUGUGGUCCAUAAAAGACUGAAUAGAUUUCUACUUAUAUUUUAAGUUCAUUGUGUCUAGAGAUUGUUAAUAUUGUAAUUUAAUGUAGACUUACUUUGAAUAAAAUUAGUUUAAUUAGCCUUAAGAUGACAUUAAUAAAAUUUUGUGGUAUGCGAAGUACACAUUCCUUGUAACUCUUUAGUGACUUUAAUUCAUUACUAAUAUACCAGGUAAAGAGAAACCAGAAGUGGGGAAAUAUCCAUCGCCCUUUCAUGCGAUUAUUUCUUCUUGUUCACCUCUACUGUAAACUACCAGUUAGGGAGAAAACUGAUCUUUUAGACCUUACGAUGAUUAAGGGGAGUGUAUUUUAACAUUUAUUCUACUUGUUUUUAAUCUGUGCUCUUAUUUAUCAGUAUCAUUUAAUGUUUUGUUAUAGUUAAAGGUUAUAGUAUAGAGAAAAUAAUUGAAAAGCAAAAGGCAUUUAGACAAGAAAAAGAAGCUAUAAAAUUGCAAGGGAGGAGAAAUUAUUUGUAGAUUACAUGAUUUUAUACCUGGAAAAUUUAAGAGAAGCAAAUCAAAAGCUUGACUAGAAAAAAAAAAUCAACCAAGUUAAUUACAUACCAAAUUAACAGAGAAGUCAGUAAGUAGCCUUCCUGUAUGUAAACAACCUGUUAAAAUAUAAUGGAAGAUCCUUUUUUCAAUAGCAACAAAAAAAGAUAAAAUACCCAGUAACAAAAAAAUAUAUCAGAAGAAUUUUAAAAUUAAGAAUACAAAGAAGACCUGAAUAAAUGGAAGGUACACACUAUUCUUACAUGUAUCUACAUAAUAUCAUAAGAUGUCAAACCUCCCUUGCUUUAUAAAUUUAAUGUAAUGCCCGUUAAAUACAAAUAAGCUGAUUCUGAGGUUCAAAGUGAAAAGCAAAUGUGG